Molecule: messenger RNA, 993 nt
Organism: Camellia sinensis
Lineage: Eukaryota; Viridiplantae; Streptophyta; Magnoliopsida; Ericales; Theaceae
Source: RefSeq, a predicted model, not a curated record
AUGGAAAUUCAAUUCGACUUUGCAAAUCCCUGCAAAGAAGACAAGCAAGAAGGCACUAGUAGUGGGAUUGACUGUUGGCUUAAUGUUUUGGUUCGUGGGUUGGCACUACUUGGCUUUGUCUUGUGGAAGAAAAGAAUACCACAAGAAGAAGAUGAGGAGUUCACCCUUGAUAUGUCCAUGGACAAUGAAUUUGAGGCUGGUAUUGGGCCGAAGAAGUUUUCGUAUGGUGAAUUGUUUCAUGCAACAAAUAACUUCGCAGAGGAUCAAAAGCUUGGAGAGGGAGGAAUUGGUGGGGUUUAUAGAGGCUUUUUUAGGGAAUCCAAUUCCUAUGUUGUUGUGAAGAGGAUAUCAAACGGAUCAAAACAGAGAAGAAAGGAGUACGCAGCAGAAGUGAAGAUCAUCAGUCGUUUGAGGCAUAGAAAUUUGGUGCAACUAGUUGGUUGGUGUCAUAACAAAAGAGAACUCCUACUUGUUUCAGUUCAUAGAAAAUGGAAGCUUAGAUUACCAUCUAUUCAAAAAAAAAAAAACCUUGUUGACAUGGGUAAGAAGGAAUCAGAAUGUCUAAUCAUAAGCAAAGCAAACAAGGAAUCAGAUGUUUACAGUUUUGAAAUUGUGACAUUGGAAAUAGUUUGUGAAAGAAAACCCAUUGACCUGAAUGUCCCAAAAAGUCAAACGAGAAUGGUAGAGUGGGUUUGGGACCUCUAUGGUACCGGUAGGCUUCUUGACGAGGCAAUUGAUCCAAAGAUAUGGCCAUAUGUUGUUCAAGAAGAAAUGGAAUGCUUGAUGAUGGUUGGGCUUUGGUGUGCCCACCCGGAUCACAAUCUCCGACCUUCAAUUAAAAAAGCAAUUCAUGUGCUUAAUUUUGAAGCUUCAUUGCCCAUUUUGCCAACAAAAAUGCUUGUGGCAACAUACAUUACUCCUCUAGUGAAUCCUCAUUCUUUGGUUUCUUGUACCCAUGGCUCUAAUACUUUUUCUAAUAGUGGUCGAUUUUAG